AGUCUAUAGUGAUCUGUGGUGGGAAAGCCGAAAAUUAAAAAAGCCGUUAUUGUUGUCUUAAUUUUCAAAACAUUGAAAAACAAUCAUAUUACAUUACUAAACAAUCUUAUUAUAUUUUGUCAACAUGUCUAUCGAUUUAAAUUCACUAUCCAAAGCAUUAAACGAACCAAACCGAACUGUGAGUGGCGUCGACUUCUCAGGAAAAUCUCUGAAACUGGAUACUGAAAAAGAUGCACAACCAAUAAUAGACGCUAUAAAUGCAUGUCCCGACCUUCAGUACCUCACGCUAACUGGCAACACGCUGGGUGUGGCGGCAGCGCAGGCAAUAUCUAGAGCUCUCGCCCGCCACCCCGAGCUGAAGACUGCGAGCUUCUCUGACAUGUUCACUGGGAGAAUGAAGACUGAAAUACCUCCAGCACUGAGUGCCCUCGGAGAUGGCAUGAUAGAAGCGGGCGCACGGCUCAAAGUGCUGGACCUCAGUGACAAUGCGUUCGGACCCAUCGGAGUGGAGGGACUGGCCAAGCUGUUGCAGAGUGAUGUCUGCUCACAGUUGCAAGAGCUCCACUUGAAUAACAACGGCCUGGGCAUCACCGGAGGCAAGCUGCUGGCUAAAGCACUGUCAGCCCGUCCCCGUCACCUCAGGGUGUUCGUGGCUGGACGGAACCGCUUGGAGAACGAUGGAGCCAAGGCAUUGGCCAAUGUGUUCCAGUCGAUGGGGUCUUUGGAGGAGGUCUCAAUGCCUCAGAACGGUAUCUACCACGUGGGCAUCACGGCACUGUCGGAGGCCUUCAAAAGCAACCCGGGCCUUAAAUGCCUCAACCUCAACGACAACACCGUCGGGCCCAAGGGAGCUGCCGCCAUCGCCGCCGCUCUGCCGAGAUUAAAAAACCUGAAGUCCAUAAACUUCGGGGACUGUCUGUUAAAAAGCUCAGGCGCCAAAGCAUUGGCCAAGUGUUUGAGAGACUCUGCGUUGUUGGAGUCAUGUGACCUCAGCCACAACGAAAUAGGGAGGGAGGCUUGCAUGGAGGUUGUCGACGCGCUGACCUCUCUACCGGACAGCGGCGACAGACUAACGAGGGUUGUACUGGCAGGGAAUAGUUUGGGAGGUGCAGAGAACAAAAAGACGAUGAAAAACAAACUCGGCGCGUCCGCUGAGCUGAGUGACGGAGAGGGGAGCGAAGAUGAGUAUGUGUCAGGGUCGGAGUCUGAUGAGGAGGAGGAGGAGGAGGAGGCUCAGACAGAUGAAGACAGUGCGACUGAGGAUGCACAGCAUCUGCACGAGGCGCUCGAUAUGGGGAAGGAGAUCAGCCUGGAUCAGAGCGGUAUAGAGGAGGUGGACACAGAUGUGGGCAAAUUCCUGAGCAACCCCACUGUAGAGAAUCUGAUACAGCUCGGCUCCAAUCCGGCUGACGUCAUCGAUUCGCAUCUACAGUCAAUACGCGAUCAGGAGAGUCUGACGCUGGCGUACGUGGAGGCUCUCUGCUGUGUCUCCGGACUCUCCGCGGAGAGCGUCACCGCGGCGGAGACCUCCAGCCGUCUCUGUCACACGAUGGUGCAACGAGCGAGACAACAAUGGCUGCUCGCCAACACUUUGUUGCGAGCCUUGCAACUUAUUAAGUCGGAAAAUAAAGAGUAUAAAAUAAGAUGGCGCGUGGCGGGCUGUUACUCCGCGCUGGCGACGGAGAUCGACGCGCCAUACUUCCCGUCGCCACUCCGGGACACGCUCAAGUUCUUCGUCGCCAGCAAGAUGGCGGCGCUUCCGGCGGAAGUCAGAGCCGUCAUAGAGAAACAUCCCAACUUGUACACGUGAUGAACGUUGAAUGGUGUUUUUGUGUUAUUUAUGUGAUAUAAAAAAAUUAAGACGCUGAUUA
Messenger RNA from Bicyclus anynana (squinting bush brown), 1871 nucleotides. RefSeq names its product ran GTPase-activating protein 1 (gene RanGAP). The record is from RefSeq and is a predicted model, not a curated record. Gene Ontology annotation, biological process: nucleocytoplasmic transport; activation of GTPase activity; signal transduction. Bases 125 to 1810 code for a protein of 561 amino acids. The transcript is spliced from 12 exons. Gene Ontology annotation, cellular component: nucleus; cytosol; perinuclear region of cytoplasm. Gene Ontology annotation, molecular function: small GTPase binding; GTPase activator activity. NCBI's taxonomy places the organism in Eukaryota, Metazoa, Arthropoda, Insecta, Lepidoptera, Nymphalidae.